Messenger RNA from Osmia lignaria (orchard mason bee), 3358 nucleotides. Its product is annotated as WD repeat-containing protein 89. The record is from RefSeq and is a predicted model, not a curated record. Lineage: Eukaryota; Metazoa; Arthropoda; Insecta; Hymenoptera; Megachilidae. Gene Ontology annotation, molecular function: protein binding.
CAAGGUGCGGUUAGGUCUGCAUGUAUGUACAAUAAUCUAACCUCAAAAGCUGAAUGUAUAAUACAUAUCUAUAUAUAUAUAUAUAUAUAACUUCGCUCAGUCCACUGUCUGUACAUACCGACAUUUGAAAAAAUAACGUCUUAAACUCCUUUGCGCUUUAUAACCUCAUAAAUCUACAUUAAAAAGAAAAUUUGGAAUAAUACUCUUAUUUACUUCGAAGUGGCAAAUACUUUGCAUUUAUAUAUAAGAAAGACGUAUGGCUGCAUUCAGGACGUGAUAUUGACUUUAAUUUUGUGAUAUCUUACUAAAAAUGGCUAAAAUAGUUGAAUCGCUGAAGAGAUUGAGUGUUGAACAUGACACAAGGAAACCUAAUGACAAUAGAACCAAGAGAAAAAGCGAAUUAGUAUCAUCAAUAGAGGAAGCAGUAUCUAUUAAUCAUAAUUACAUCCUUGCUAUCUGUGGAACACAAAGUGAUCCAGAAUUCAGGAUUGGUACUGCUCUAUCCGAUCUCACAUGUGUAAUAUAUUCUGUUGGAGAGAGAAUCAGCCGGACCAUUACUCUAACUUGUAUCAAGUCACCCAUUGUUGAUAUUAGGUUUAGUCCUACUUCCAGAAACAUUUUUUAUUUAGCAACAAACAGUGGACUAAUUACAGCAUGCGAUUUGCGUGCUAAGGGAAAGGUUGUCGCAGAGUUUAAAGAUAGUACAGAAGAUGGAAAAAUGAAACCCCUCUGCAGUUUCGAUAUGAGUUACGACGAGAGGAUUAUAGCAGGCGGUACCGAGCACAUAGGAGGAGACGCCUUUAUAUUAUUUUGGGAUAUAAGACAUGCUAACUCAAAACUAGAUGACAAAAACAGUCUUCUUGGUGGGUACUGGGAAUCUCACAUGGAGGAUGUCACCUCUUUGGCAUUUCAUCCUAAUAAACAGGAUAUCCUAGCUUCUGGUAGUACAGAUGGAUUGAUUAACAUCUUUGAUCUUACACAGCCAUCUGAAGAAUCUGCCCUAACUUAUUCCUUAAACACUGAAUCAUCUGUGGAUAGGAUAGGCUGGUUGAACGACGAUAAUCUCUGGUGUACAACUCAUACACAUUCAUUGCAACUUUGGAAUUGCGAUGGAGUGGCUCCGUAUGCUAAAUUCGAGCGUAGUAAUAUAGCUGUUUCUCAGAAUGAUGAUCCAGAUAAUUGUUAUGUGGUCAGAUGUCAUGCUUCCAGCGUGCUGGAGCAUCCGUUUCUAUUAGCAGGUUCCAAUAACGCGAAAGGGGAAAAUUUAAGGUGUUUGAAUAUCAUAAAUGAUAGAUUAGAAGUGGGUCAUAACAUGAUUGGAAAUAAACAAAUAGUGCGGGAUAGCUGGUUACACGAAAAGAGUGGUUCCUUAAUAACAGUAGGCGAAGGUGCGCUAAUAAAUAUUUGGAGGCAAACAGAAACAACGUCCAUUGAACAAAAUUCAAGCCACAAGUUAGUGGCAAAAAUUGGCACUGGUAAAGGACGUGAACGCCAACAUAGGACUAAGCCAUAUUAAAACGAUAGGAUUAAAAUUUAUAAAUCCAAAAUGAAUUUUUGUAAGUAAAUAUAAUAAACUAUCACGUAACAUUUCCCUCACGUUCUUCUUUAUUACAAUAACAGUUUGUAUGUACAUUUAUAAUAAAUAGAUAUUAUUUUUCUUUUAUGCGAUUAAUGUAGCAUAUGUGUGUGUAUAUAAACGUUAAGGAAUGUAAAUCACAUACUAGUAUAUAUAGAAUUGAAACAGGAAGAAAAAUACUUGUAAAUACUUGUUUAGUUCUGUCAAGUAAUAACGGAUCGUCUUGAGGAAAAAUUAGGAGCAUUAUGACGUGCAUUUGUUGCAAAAUAGACGCAUGAUAUAUUCAAAUAAGUAAAAGAAAUCUGAAAAUUCCCUUCCCCCAAUUCUAGUUACGCUUCUAAUUAGGAUUUCGAAAGACCCUUCAAUUAUAAAGCAAGGACACUGUGUGAAAAUGUGAAAUAAAGGGCAGUAAUAUUUUUGAAAGCAAAUCCACGGAAGAACGUUAGAAAUUUAAUUUUUAAUUUAAAAAGAUGCUAUAGUGUACUUUGGAUUUGUAUUUUCAUGAAUAAAGUCGGAACGCAAUGACGCAGCGACGGAAGGACAGUAAUUAAUUCACUUUGCAUGAAUCUCAUCAAAAAUUUCGGUAAAUUAAAUGCAGAAUCUGAGAUUGCUCGCGGGCACAGACUCGAAUUAGUAGUUUAAUAGUGACAAAACCACACUAGAAUAAUCGCAAGCCCAUAAAAAGCUCACAGGCACCCGAGUGUGUCCCAGGGGCAAUUUUAUUAAAAACCGUUUUAAUAAUGUUUUAAUAACCAAAAAAUCAAUGGAAAGUGAUGUUACGUAUAUACGUGUGUAGGUAUUUCUUAAAUAUAUUUAGCGUUAAAUUCCCGAAAUGAUUUCAUAAACUUGUUUCCUACAAUAAUAACAGUUAAUAUUACAUAUUAUAUAUAACGGGCCUUAAACUUGAAGAGAAUUAAUGUGAACGCGUCUUAAAACAAAUACACGUCCACUUAUAUAGAUAUAUAUAAUUUUACAUUAACAUUUUCCAAAGACGAUCGCAGUAGCGAGUAUCACAAUGAUAACAGUAGAUAUAUAUAAUUUUUAGAGUAAAAUAGUAGGUACAGAGUAAACGUACAAAAAUACUUCCCAUGAGCAUCAGGGGACGUAAAGAUUCAUUAAAACGUGGAAAACCGCGUUGCUAAUCCGUUUUGUUUUUUGUUUUUUUUUUUUUUUUUUUCUUCUUAAAACUUAUGCUGUCACGAGACAUCGAACAUGAUGGAUGUCAUCGGACGCAUUGUAGGCCGACGCACUACUCCUUAUUUGUUAUUCCAAUUUGAUUCGUUACCCUGAAGAUGGUAUGCGACUUCAUUGCACAAGGAGGGUAACAACAGUAGUGCAAUUUAUACUUGAUGUCUCGAGAGUCCAUAAUUAAGCGCGCAGGUUGAAAGAUGGUAGGGGAAUGCAGCGAUGGUGGGGGAAAGCGAUCCGCCAAUCGCUUUCCACUUCCGCUGGAAGUAUCGCCAAUCAGAGCGACAAUGCGCAGAAAAGAACGAAAACUGGUCUUUUCGCAGUUAUGGACUCUCGUGACAUCAAGUAUAGAAUGAUACAGUCAACCUCUCCGUAUCCGCGGUAGGUUUUGAAACGUAAUGCUGUGGAUACUGGGGACCGACUGUAUUUCUUGAAAUGAAGUCGAACACCCAUCCAUAAAGGAUCUUAAUAAAUUUAUGCUCGGCAUUUUGUUAAUUAUGUUUGUUUUUUUUAUCUCUGCUCUCGCGCUUUACGUCUUAUUGGAAAUACUCUUUUUAAGAACUAUUGUCACCACGAUUGAUUGAGACAAGUUAA